This is a messenger RNA of Exserohilum turcica Et28A, 811 nucleotides long. RefSeq lists its product as uncharacterized. The record is from RefSeq and is a predicted model, not a curated record. Lineage: Eukaryota; Fungi; Ascomycota; Dothideomycetes; Pleosporales; Pleosporaceae. Gene Ontology annotation, biological process: ribose phosphate biosynthetic process. Gene Ontology annotation, molecular function: sedoheptulose-bisphosphatase activity. The coding region runs from base 1 to 774 and encodes 257 amino acids. The transcript is spliced from 2 exons.
AUGCCCGACCCCCGCGUUUUUAUAAUCCGCCACGGCGAAACAGAAUGGUCGCUCAACGGGCGGCACACAGGCAUCUCGGAUAUCCCGCUGACGGCCAAUGGCGAGAAGCGCGUGCGCGCAACGGGCAAAGCGCUUGUAGGCGACGACCGGUUAAUCGUGCCUAGUAACCUCGCACACAUCUACGUCUCCCCGCGCACCCGCGCCCAACGCACGCUCGAACUGCUCAAUCUGGGCUGCAAAGAACGCUACCCGUGGUCCUCAUCCAGCUCGCCCGCAGAAUGCGCCCCAGACAUCCGUACACACUGUAAAAUCCAAGUCACAGACGCAGUCCGCGAGUGGGACUACGGCGACUACGAGGGCCGCGUGUCCCGCGAAAUCAGAGAAGACAGGCAGAAGCGCGGGCUCGGCGCUGACUGGGACAUCUGGCGCGACGGGUGUGAAGGCGGCGAGAGCCCCGAGGAUGUAACGAGGAGGCUAGAUCAGUUUAUACUCGAGUUGCGCGAAAAGUGGCAUAAAGGCCGGUUUGGGAAAGACGGGAAACCAAACGAUGUGCUGAUUGUGGCGCAUGGCCAUAUUCUGCGUGCGCUGGCGGGCCGCUGGGUAGGCAAGAAGUUGGAGGAUAAUCCCAGUUUGAUUCUCGAGGCUGGCGGUGUGGGCAUGCUGAGCUAUGAGCAUCAUAGUAUUGAUGAGCCGGCCAUUUUGCUCGGUGGUGCCUUCGUCGUCGAUGUCGUGGAGAAGGAGCAGGAGGAGAGGGAGGCUGCGGCUAAGGCCUAGGUAGGAAAUGUCAUGACUGGAAUGGAUCAAGUACGCC